Triticum aestivum (bread wheat) is the source of this 3401-nucleotide messenger RNA. RefSeq names its product tyrosine-sulfated glycopeptide receptor 1-like. Bases 115 to 3273 code for a protein of 1052 amino acids. The transcript has a single exon. The record is from RefSeq and is a predicted model, not a curated record. Lineage: Eukaryota; Viridiplantae; Streptophyta; Magnoliopsida; Poales; Poaceae. Gene Ontology annotation, molecular function: ATP binding; protein kinase activity; protein binding. Gene Ontology annotation, biological process: protein phosphorylation.
UUUGUGCUGACUACGACUGCAAGGAGCACAACACCUUCUUCUUUCCCGUCAAGCUCUUCAAUGAUUAGACAGCCAUUGAUGCUCAGAUUUCCAGGCUAGUUUCACCAGAAAACCAUGCAGACGCUCCAGUUUUCAAACAAGACACAGAGCAAGAAAUUGCACGUGCCUUCAUUUGCCCUUGCCCUUGUGCUGCUCAUCUCCUUGGCCUCUCUCACCAGCUCCUGCAGCGAGCAGGAGAGGGGCUCCCUUCUCCAGUUCCUCGCCGGGCUCUUGCAAGACGGUGGACUCGCUGCUUCAUGGCAGAACGGCACGGAUUGCUGCAAGUGGGAAGGGAUCACCUGCAGGCAAGAUAGGACGGUCACCCAUGUCUUGCUGCCUUUUAAGGGCCUCGAGGGAAUUAUCUCACGAUCCCUUGGGAUCCUCGAUGGGCUGCAGCACCUUGAUCUCUCUCACAACUCGCUGUCCGGUGCUCUGCCGUUGGAAUUGGUGUCGUCCAGCAGCAUCAAAAUCCUUGAUGUCAGCUUUAACCAGCUCAAUGGAGCACUCCACGAGUUGCCUUCUUCGGCCCCUCCCCGACCUCUCCAGGUACUGGACAUCUCAAGCAACUUAUUUGCAGGACACUUUCCAUCCAUCACGACGGAGAAUCUGGUCACACUCAAUGCCAGCAAUAACAGCUUUACUGGGAAGAUACCAACUCAACUCUGUAGUACCUCACCAUCCCUCACUGUGCUUGAACUGUGUUUCAACGAAUUCAGUGGCAGCAUCCCCCCAAGUCUUGGUAAUUGCUCCAGGCUGAGAGUGCUCGGGGCUGGAUACAACAACCUCAGUGGAGUAAUCCCAAAUGAACUCUUCUACACAACAUCAUUGGAGUACCUGUCAUUUCCUAACAACGAUUUACAUGGAGCUAUCGAUGGUACAAACAUAACCAACCUCAGAAAUCUUGUAACCCUUGAUCUUGGAAGGAACAGCUUCAGCGGCAAGAUUCCAGUUUCUAUAGGACAGCUCAAGAAAUUGGAGGAGCUCCGUUUGGACGACAACAACAUGUCAGGGGAGCUGCCAUCUGCUCUGAGCAACUGCACAAAUCUGAUAACAGUUGACCUCAAGAGCAAUAAUUUCAGCGGAGAACUUACAAAGGUCAAUUUUUCCCACCUUCCCAAUCUAAGAACAUUAGAUGUUUUCUUGAACAACUUCAGCGGCACAAUUCCAGAUAGCAUAUACUCUUGCAGCAAUCUGACAGCACUGCGGCUAGCUGGCAACAAUUUAUCUGGGCAGCUUUCUCCACAAAUAGCCAAUCUGAAGUACCUCACCUUCAUGUCACUUACUGACAAUUCUUUCAAAAAUAUCACAAAUGCACUUCACAUCCUUAAGAGAUGCAAGAACCUCACCACCCUGCUUAUUGCACUCAACUUCAGGGGAGAGAUCAUGCCAAAGGAUGACAAAAUUGAUGGUUUUGAGAAUCUUCAGGUUUUGGGUAUGGGAGGAUGCGAAUUGUCUGGCCAAAUACCACACUGGAUAUCAAAGCUAGGAAAUUUACAAAUAUUAGUAUUGUCUGACAAUCGGCUCAAUGGGUCAAUACCAGCCUGGAUCAAAACCCUAAGCAACCUGUUCUAUCUGGACAUAUCAAACAAUAGCUUCACCGGGAGGAUUCCAACAGCAAUUAUGGAUAUGCCAAUGCUGAAGUCAGAGAACAGUAAAGCCCAUUUAGACCCAAGGGUAUUUGAGCUACCUGUUUAUAGUAGUCCAUCACGACAAUACCGUGUACCCACUGCUUUGCCUAAAGUCCUGGAUCUAAGCAAGAACAAAUUCACUGGUGUGAUCCCCCUGGAGAUCGGUCAGAUGAAAGCCCUUCUUUCACUCAAUUUCAGCUUCAACCACUUGACAGGACACAUCCCACAAUCAAUAUGCAAUCUCACAAAACUGCAGGUGUUGGACUUGUCGGCCAACAAUCUGACAGGUGAAAUCCCAGCUGCAUUAAACAGCCUGCACUUUCUUUCAGCAUUCAACAUUUCGAACAAUGACCUCAAAGGGCCUAUUCCAUCUGGAGGCCAGUUUAAUACAUUUCAGAAUUCUAGCUUCGACGGGAAUCCGGAGCUCUGUGGUUCUGUACUCGCUCAUAAAUGUGGUUCAGCUUCAACCCCUCUAAUCUCCCCAAAACAACGAAAUAAGAAGGCCAUUUUUGGAAUUGCAUUUGGUGUGUUCUUUGGAGGCAUUGCUAUUCUUUUGUUGCUGGGGCGUCUCUUUGUCUCAAUCAGGAUGAAGGGUGUUACAGCAACAAGUCAAAGGGGGAAUAAUGGAGACGUUGAUGCAUCUUCAUUUUACUCCAGUUCAGAGAAAACAUUAGUAGUGAUGUGGAUGCCACAAGGCAAUGGAGAAGAAAACAAGCUCAAAUUCAGUGACAUUUUGAAAGCCACGAACAACUUUGAUAAGGAAAACAUUAUUGGAUGCGGAGGUUAUGGAUUAGUCUACAAGGCAGAACUACCUGAUGGCUCCAAGGUGGCAAUUAAAAAGCUCCAUGAUGAAAUGUGUCUGAUGGAAAGGGAGUUCAGGGCAGAGGUUGAUGCACUCUCCACGACACAACAUCAAAAUCUUGUACCACUAUGGGGUUACUGCAUCCAGGGAAACUCAAGGCUCCUCAUAUAUUCCUACAUGGAGAAUGGCAGCCUAGAUGAUUGGCUUCAUAACAGGGAUGAUGAUGUUAGCUCAUGUUUUGACUGGCCAACUCGGCUCAAGAUCGCACAAGGAGCAAGCCUGGGACUUUCUUAUAUCCAUGAAGUCUGCAACCCUCAAAUUGUCCAUCGAGACAUCAAAUGCAGUAAUAUCCUACUGGACAAAGAAUUUAAAGCUUAUGUUGCAGAUUUUGGGCUAGCCAGAUUGAUCCUUUCCAACAAAACUCAUGUCACAACUGAGCUAGUCGGCACGAUGGGUUACAUUCCCCCGGAGUAUGGGCAGGCAUGGGUUGCUACAUUGAGAGGCGACAUCUACAGUUUCGGAGUAGUCUUGCUUGAGCUGCUUACUGGAAUGCGGCCUCUUCCAAUCCUAUCCACAUCAAAAGAACUUGUCCCAUGGGUGCUGGAGAUGAGGUCUGAGGGAAAGCAGGCUGAGGUCCUGGAUCCAACCAUUCGAGGCACAGGAAAUGAAGAGCAAAUGCUGAAGGUGCUUGAAGUCGCUUGCAAAUGUGUCAACCACAAUCAAUUCAUGAGGCCAACGAUCAUGGAUGUAGUCUCUUGCCUGGCCAGUAUAGACGCUGAGCACAGAUGCAAAGAUCAGUCAUGAUACAAUGAACUACACACUAUAUAAUCUUGUAUUCUCAUGCAUGGUGUACUUGUAAGUUGUAACUUUAUAGUUUCAGUAGGACUACUACUUCUGAUAAACCUACAGUUUGUUUUUCACUUUGUACAGAG